Messenger RNA from Crotalus tigris (Tiger rattlesnake), 2576 nucleotides. Its product is annotated as 4F2 cell-surface antigen heavy chain-like. The record is from RefSeq and is a predicted model, not a curated record. NCBI's taxonomy places the organism in Eukaryota, Metazoa, Chordata, Lepidosauria, Squamata, Viperidae. The transcript is spliced from 9 exons. Gene Ontology annotation, biological process: amino acid transport; carbohydrate metabolic process. Bases 957 to 2315 code for a protein of 452 amino acids.
UUCCAGCUCUAUUAUUCUGUCAUUUCAAUUAAGUCCAGUGAUUCACUUAACUGUAGCAAAAUAAUGCUCCCACCCUCCAGGCCUUCGGCAAUAGUCAGUUGGCUUGGGGCCCCAGUGGGGGAUUAUCACACUGGAGGUAGUUCAAUCAGAAUAGAGCUGGAAGAGACUUUGGGGGUCAUCUAGUCCAACCCCAUGCUCAGGCAGGAAACUCUACACCAUUUCAGACAAGUGGCUGUCCAGUCUCUUCUUAAAGACUUCCAGCCAAAGCCUCUGGAGGGAAGCCGUCCCACUGGUGCUUUGGAAAAUGGGUUGACCAAUAGAAGAUCCCACCCUGCACAUCCUGUCCCCUCCCUCUGCAUCUUUAAUUAUAAUUAUAUUUUUAUUGCUAUUAAAUAAUAUUUAUUUCCCACAUUUUACUGUUUGUAAUGUUGUAAGCCCCCCGACUCGCCUGUGGUGAGAUGGGAGGGCCAAAUAAACUUAAUAGAUACGUACCUGGGCGCAGCUCAUUUAACAACUGCCUUGCUGGGCACAGCAAAUUCUGCUCCCAGUUAUGGCCAUAAGCUGAGGAGCGCCUGUGGCCUGCCUGCUUUCAGAGGCCGCCCCUGGGCUGAUGGGCUCAGUGGUCUUAGUUUGCCCUUGGGAUCCGGUCGGGAGAUAGGGAUGGCACAAAGCGAGGAGAAGCCGCUGCUGGAUCGGAGGCCACUUUGCUGUCCAAAUAUUGUCAAAAGGCUCUAAUGGCUGCUCAAGGCCUGGGCCUCUUGCCCCCUCCCCGCCCCCUCCCCAGAAUGCAAGAGGUCGGGUGGGAAGAGGCUUCAGCUGCACCUUCCUAUCAGGCCAGGGGGGCGGAGGCACCAGAAUCAGCCCCUGCCUGGCAGGCCCCCUUCCUGCCCCCUUCAGAUGUUGCAGGUGGGGAUCCAGGCAGAAGGCAAGCUUCGUGCCCCAAGGAGUGAAGAAGAAUGGGAAAAGUGGAAGACUGUGCCACCCUCGUGCCCAGUGAGCACCUGCCUUUGUUGGCCCAGGCGGCCCCUAACGCCACCUACCUGAGCCAGCAGGAAGUGGCCGAGCAGGGCAGUGCCGCCCCCUGGCCCGGACUCCGCAAAGCCCUGAUCAGCCUGCUGGGCGGCCUCUUUGCCUGCCUGCUGCUCCUGGCCGUGGCCCUGCUCCUCUCCCUGCCCCGACCUAGCCCACCCCUGGGCUGGUGGCAAAAGGCCGCCUUCUAUCACCUGCCCCCCUCCUCCUUCCCGGACUCCGAUGGCGAUGGGUGGGGAGACCUGGCAGGCAUCAGGCAGCAGUUGGACUGGCUGGUAGCCCUGCCCAUCCAGGCCUUGGUGCUGGGCCCCGUCCUUGAAGGCAGAGGGGCCAACCUGAGCCAGAUCGUUCCUGCCCACGGAUCGCUGGCACAGUUGCAAGCUCUGGCGAGAGAUGGGCGCAAGAGAGGAAUCCGAAUCCUGCUGGAACUUCCACCUUGGGAAGAAGAGGGGGACCCAACAACUGAGAGCAAUCAAACAGCCCAGCUCUUCAAGGAGGCCCUACAGUUUUGGCAGUCCAAAGGUGUGCACGGUUUUUUGGUGGCCAAGGACCCUGCCUGGCGCCUCCUCACGGUCUUGAGUGCCUGGGGCGCCCUUGAUGACCGGAGGCAGAGCGAUCCACGGGAGGAGGGGGCCCUCAUCGUGUGGGACCGGAGUGAGACCUGCAGCACUUCUCACAGGAUGCCCAGCAGGGUCAUCCUCACCUGCCACUUGCCUGGAACCCAGAAAAAUCUCUCUGCUCAGGCGCUGCUGCAACUGGCACAGGGAUCCCUGCAGCUCCCGGGCACACCGUGGCCCAGCUGGGCAGUGCCCAGGGGACUCUCGCCCAUCGGGGGCUGGGAAAAAAUCCUUGGGGUGCUGCUCUUCACCCUCCCAGGAGUGCCACUGGUGCAAGGGGGACCAAGAUCACCGCUUCUGCUGGAGUCCGAGCUGAGGGAAGGAGAGCCCCGCAGAGCCCCGCUGGCAGGCCUGUACCAGUCCCUCCUGGAAUUGCAUGCAAAGUCCUUCUCCUUACACGACACCGACUUCACCCUGCUACCCCUGCCCAGCCACGCUGAGGACCUGGUGGCUUUCCUCCGGCCAGGCGCCUGCUCCAGCCUCCUGGUGAUCCUCAACCUGGGAAACCAGCCCACCCAACUCCGCCUGACAGAGCUCAGCUUCCCGGGGCAGGCCAAGGUGGUGCUCAGCACCCAUGCCACACCCCAGAAAAACGCCAACGUGGAGGUGGUCAGCUUGGUGCCCCAGCAGGCCCUCCUGCUCCAGGUGCCUCGAGGAUACCAGCCGUGAAGGGCAGCCACGGAACUCAGCCAACUGGCAGCUCGCAGAAUAAGAAUGGGAACUGUUGCUGACCCCCACAUGCACCCGGUGGUGGGGUUUGGGGCAAUGUAUGUGAUGCUCCUGCCCGACUGGCUGCUGUACUUGCCUUCUGCAAAUUAGUAAAGUUGCUUGACCUCAUUGAUUUUGAGGGAUCUGCACAGUUAAUUCCAGGGAGGAUGCUCUGCCCCCCAUAUUUGCAAUGAUGUGUGUUCUGAAACCACAAACGUGGGU